This is a messenger RNA of Eleginops maclovinus (Patagonian blennie), 7735 nucleotides long. It is a transcript of the gene col27a1a, whose product is annotated as collagen, type XXVII, alpha 1a. The coding region runs from base 294 to 5543 and encodes 1749 amino acids. Lineage: Eukaryota; Metazoa; Chordata; Actinopteri; Perciformes; Eleginopidae. Gene Ontology annotation, molecular function: extracellular matrix structural constituent. The transcript has 61 exons. The record is from RefSeq and is a predicted model, not a curated record. Gene Ontology annotation, cellular component: extracellular matrix.
CCCAGCUUUCCCUCCGGCUGCGCGUCCCUUCACUCUGGAUCGGCAUAAAUGAAUGAAACACAGGGGAAUAUCGACAGACACUCGCACAGGGAAACUCUCUGUCAAAGCAGCCUGCCAGGAGGAAUUUAUGUCGGGCUUGACAGGCAUAUCAACAUGAGAUUUUUUCUCUGGAACUUCAUCUCCAGCUUGUCAAAUGUGUAAAACGGCGACCGGUGUCUUCUGCCCCCCUCUUGCAAAGGAGUCACGCUGUGAUUAACGGUUAGGUUUUUGACUGCCAGGACAAAUGAAUACAAAUGAAUUUAGGCACCCGAAGGAGAGAUUGCAGAACCUCUCAUCUAGACACAAAGAGAGCCCUAUUGCUCUGUACCGUAUUAUAUUGUACUUGCUACCUGGGACUUUCACAAGUACACCCUGAAGAUGUGGACAUCCUCCAAAAGUUGGGGCUCAAGGGAGAGAAACCGUCGCGCUCGGUGCCAGCAGGGGUCAUUCCAUUCAAAUCGGGGAUCAUCCUCAACCAGCGGGCGCAAAUUGAAUCCCCACUGCGCUCAGUCUUCCCAGCGGCCGUCUGGCCCAGCCUGGCACUGGUGUUGAGUGUGCGCUCGCACCGCGUCAACAGUGCAUUCCUCUUCACCCUGCUCUCAGGCCGAAAGAAGCUCCUUCUCGGCCUGCAGCUCACACCGAGCAACCUGGUCCUCCACACGGGGCCCAACUCCUCGGUGUCACUGCCCUAUGAGCCCCACGAUGGCCAGUGGCACCAGCUGGCGGUGGGAAUUAAUGGACAGAGAGUGACUCUUUAUGCCUCCUGCGGAGAGCAGAGCAUUCAUGCAGACUUUGGGUGGGACAGUGAGGAGGGUUUGGCUCCAGAGCUCCAGGGCUCCUUCCUGCUGGGGCGGACCAGUCAGCAGCAAGCCUCGGCUCACUUUGAAGGAGCCAUCUGCCAGUUUGACCUGGUCCCUUUUGCACAGGCAGCUCACAACUACUGCAGGUACAUUAAGAAACAGUGCAGGGAAGCAGACACAUACAGGCCUAACCUUCCUCCCUUGUUGCCUAUCCUUCCACGAGAAAAAAACGUCACCGCUACCGCUGCUACCCCUAAACGUGGUGGCCUGGAAACGCCCAAGAAGACCACCGGGAACAGCCUGGCCAGGAGUGUCGCUGCUGCUGCAUCAGCUGUAAGAUAUGUGGCCCCCACCCAAACAAUAAAGUCCAGCACUGGGUCCAUUCCUACACCCUUUUUUGGGACAGUGAUGCCAGUUACAGUCCAGCUUGGCUUGGCCUCCCCGCCUCCCAAGGGCAGGACUGAAACUGUCACAGCACCACUUAGGACAAAAGCAACCCCAACAAAUGCGCAAAACCCAAGACCCACCGCCUCUAAAGCUUCAACUCAGAAACCCACCAAACCAACUCCCCCAAAGACCUCCAAGAAGACGGUUGCAGGAACAGACAAGAAGAAACCUAUUUUUCCAGGCACUACCAGCACCAAACCCUCCAAGAUAAAACCUGAUUCUACCCUACCAGACCAAGGUACCGUCCUGAAGAAACCCCAACCAACCACAGCCAAGAAAACACCUCCCAAGCUUAAAGUUACUCCAUCCAAAGCCACUCCGUUCAAACCCAAAAAUAAUCUUUUCAAAGUUGUCCCUUCAAAACCAACAGUCUCCAAAACGACAACUGCUAAGACCUCCAAGCAAGCUACCAAACAGGUCAUCAAACCAACGAAACAAGCCAAAACCACCAAAGCUACAGUCACCGUGCGACCAACCAGACCAUCGGACAACCCAGCAACACCACCUGCUACUGACGGCUUCCUGAGCUGGGAGGUGCCACCUACUCAGUUCUCCAUGCUGGAGGGACUUAUGGGAGAGAAAGGAGAUGCAGGCCCACCGGGACUCCCAGGACCCCCGGGGAAGACAGGCCUGUUGGGCAAAAGGGGUCCAAGGGGCGGCCCCGGUCCCCAUGGAAAUCCCGGCCGAGCUGGUCCACCAGGGCUCAAGGGUAGGAAAGGAGACCCUGGCAUGUCACCUGGGCCAGCACCUAAAGGAGAGAAGGGAGACUCAGGGAUUAUUGGCCCGGUUGGACUGACUGGUCAAGAAGGUCGGAAGGGACAGAAAGGUCACCCUGGUCCACCUGGACUCCCUGGAGAGUCUGGAGAGCAAGGCCCAGUCGGAAGCCCAGGUGCCAAAGGUUAUCCUGGCAGGCAGGGUUUACCAGGGCCUAUAGGACCAAUGGGGCCUAAAGGCGUCCGGGGUUUCAUUGGAAUCCCGGGGCUUUUUGGCCUGCCUGGGCCUGAUGGCGAAAGAGGCAUUCCCGGUGAACCAGGGAAGAGGGGCAAGAUGGGUAGGCCGGGGUUUCCGGGAGACUUUGGGGAGAGAGGACCACCUGGACCAGAUGGAGAACCAGGUGAUCUGGGAGCCCCCGGUCCAAGUGGAGUUCUCGGACUUAUUGGUGAUAUGGGACCUUUGGGAGAGUUGGGCCUUCCAGGACCUAAUGGACUGAAGGGGGUGCCGGGAAAUCCAGGAGAACCAGGACUGAAAGGUGAUAAGGGGGAAGUUGGGAUUCCUGGACAGCAAGGGGAGAUCGGGUACAGAGGAGACAAGGGCAUACAAGGGGCUCCGGGGUUACCAGGCGUCCAUGGAAAACCAGGACCACAGGGGAAGCUGGGAGAGAGAGGCCCUGCUGGAGCAUCUGGACCUCCAGGCCCGGAGGGUUUUCCCGGUGACAUGGGACCACCGGGGGAGAACGGCCUUGAAGGACCAAAGGGAAAGCUGGGGCUCCGAGGUUUACCGGGGCCACGAGGCGUGUCUGGCUUGGAGGGAGACGAGGGCCCGAUCGGACCACCAGGCCCAACAGGACUGGAGGGUAGAAUGGGCAGAAAAGGAUUUCCUGGGAAGGUUGGUCCAGAGGGAGUCAAGGGUGAAACCGGUGUUACAGGGUUAGUCGGAGCCAUGGGAGAAAGGGGUUUGGUGGGUUUCAUCGGACCUGUGGGAGAGGCAGGACUGGCAGGAGAGAAGGGUGAUCGAGGAGCAAUGGGCCAUCCUGGACCUUCUGGAGAAAAGGGAUCACUGGGUCACCCAGGAACACCAGGGGAGACCGGGCCAACCGGACCACCAGGAAGACCAGGCUCUGCUGGAGCUGCAGGCCCCGCCGGUACCAGAGGACCCAAAGGCUUACGGGGAGCGAUAGGGCCCGACGGUCCAACAGGAGAGAUGGGGUUAGAGGGCAAGGCGGGCUCUGAGGGUCCUCCAGGAAAAAUAGGUUUCCCUGGACCACAGGGGAAGAUUGGAGAGCCGGGGGAAACCGGGUUCAAAGGUUUUCCUGGUAUCCAAGGACCCUCAGGACCUCCAGGGGACAAGGGCAUAGCAGGCGAGCCGGGACCAGCAGGGCCACCAGGGACUGUUGGACUGUUGGGAGAAAUGGGUCAAAAGGGUCCUUCUGGAAAGGUGGGGGAACCAGGACUGCCAGGAGAACCAGGUGAAAAGGGGCCUCUUGGACUUGCUGGGAACAUCGGAGAGCAGGGACUGAUCGGACCACGGGGGGAGCCAGGCUUGGAGGGAGAAGCUGGUCAGUCCGGGCCCGAUGGAACCAAGGGUGAAAAGGGCGACAUGGGCCAGGAGGGAGACAAUGGAGAAAAAGGAGAAAUCGGGCUAAAGGGAAAGGAAGGCCCACCUGGAAAUCCUGGACUCAACGGCGUCAGAGGCCCAGAAGGGAAGUCUGGCAAAUUUGGGGAAAAAGGCAAACAAGGAUUCAAGGGUGCCAAAGGUCAUCAAGGUCACCUCGGGGAGACCGGCACGGUGGGGAAGAUCGGGCCGCCAGGUUUUGUCGGGCAGAAAGGGUCCAGAGGAACCAUCGGACACGUGGGCGCUCCUGGUCGAAUGGGUAUACAGGGGGAACCCGGCCUUGCAGGUUAUGAGGGUCAUCAGGGAAAACAGGGCCCCAUAGGGCCUCCAGGACCAAAAGGGGAAAAGGGCGAGCAAGGGGACGAUGGGAAGGUGGAGGGUCCUCAGGGUCCUCCAGGUGACAUAGGCCCUUCAGGUGACAGAGGAGAGAGAGGGGAAUCAGGAGAUCCCGGUUACAAGGGUCAGGUUGGUGUGGACGGGCAGAGAGGCCGGUCUGGAGCUCCUGGAUUACCUGGGCAUGCUGGACCUCGAGGGCAUCAAGGACCCAAAGGGACCAAAGGAGAUCAAGGUCAAAAAGGCAAAAAGGGUCAUUCAGGACAAAAAGGAACCAAAGGACCCGAGGGUUUGGGGGGUCCGUCUGGUCCCAGAGGAGUGGUGGGCCGAGAGGGACUGGAGGGAGCACCCGGGAUGGACGGCAUCCUGGGAAAGGAUGGCAGUAAAGGCAUGCCGGGAGAGCAAGGUGAUGAUGGAGAGGAAGGUGCUACUGGCAAAUCUGGCUCUCGUGGUAAAACUGGUGUCCCAGGACUCCCAGGAGAUCAGGGGACCUUCGGACCAAAGGGUGAGCAGGGUCUUCGUGGACAGAGCGGCCCUCCCGGGAAAAGAGGUUUCAGAGGAGGGAUGGGACUGCCAGGGCUUCAGGGAGACCAUGGCCCAAAAGGACAAACUGGUGAUAUAGGAGAAUCUGGUUUUCCAGGAAUUCUGGGAGUUUUUGGACCAAGGGGGCCUCCAGGAGACUUUGGGCCAAAGGGCACUCGGGGACCAAAGGGGCCACUGGGCUCAGUAGGCAGAUCAGGAGUCGUUGGCCCUAUGGGAAUCAUCGGCCCCAAUGGAAGCGCAGGUCCCAGAGGAGAGAAGGGCAAUCGUGGAGAGACUGGAUUCCAAGGCCCAAGGGGGUCUCCUGGACCUCGUGGACUCCCUGGACUUCCAGGUCGGCCGGGUAUUCCUCAAUCAUUUAAGGAAGAUGGUGUUUUGUUCAUGGAUUCACCUCCUCUCAGGACUGAGAAUAAGCCGGUGAUGGACCUGCCGAUGCUGGACCAGGGCGCAGAGAUCUUCAAGACCCUCCACUACCUCAGUAACCUGAUCCAGAGCCUGAAGAACCCACUGGGCACCCGGGACAACCCUGCACGCAUCUGCAGGGACCUGCACAGCUGUGAACACAAGUUAAACGAUGGCACUUAUUGGAUGGACCCCAACCUGGGCUGCUCCUCAGACACAAUAGAAGUGUCCUGCAACUUCACCGGCGGUGGACAGACCUGCCUAAAACCAAUCACAGUUUCCAAGCCAGCGAUCAGCAUGUGUCGUGUCCAGAUGAACUUCCUGCACCUGCUGAGUUCCGAGGCAAAGCAGCACAUCAUCGUUCACUGCCUCAAUUUCUCCGUCUGGAGGACAGCGGAGAACCAGCCGGCUUCCCAGGGCUCAGUCAGAUUCAAGGCCUGGACCGGGGAGGUGUUCGAGGCGGGAGGAGAGCUCGAGCCUGAAGUCCUAGAAGAUUCCUGCUGGAUAAAAGAUGGCCGCUGGCACCAAACCCAUUUUGUGUUCCACUCUGUGGACCCCUCCCUACUCCCUGUGGUGGACAUCUACAACCUCCCCGAGACUACACCUGGCUCACAUUACCACCUGGAAGUCAGUCCUGUUUGCUUCCUGUGAGGUCGGCCAUGUUUGUCCUCUGAUCAUGGAGGGGGACGGAUCAUCACCCCCGAGGUGACACCCUCAUGCGGGCGUGGAGAUCGGAGCAGCCUCCUCCAACCCAUGGCAAAUCAACCCAAGCGAGUACAAGCCUCCCCUCCAAACAGAUCGCGCUUCACUCUUCCAAACUCCCGUUGGACUGCAGACUCAGAGGGAGGAAGCCGGGGGGGACAGAAGAGCUGGGGAGGAGAGGGGAGUUCUUGCACUAAAAGCAACUAAAAGCUUCUCUGUUUGGCAAAAGCUUAUUCAAGCUCUUCAGGAAGAAUCUCCAUAAGUGCGCCGGCGUGGAGAAAUAAAGGCUCCACGCCUCACAAUCUCUCGAGAACAUUGCUAAGUGAAGGGAGACCAAGGCCAAGUUAAUCUGCGGACAUUAUAAUAACUUAUUUUUUUAACUGUAUGCAUUUUCUUUUGGAAAUACCAGGAAUUAUAUUCAGUUAAGAGAGAAUAAUUAAAGUAAUUGGGAUCAGUUAAAUGUACAUAUAUAUAAGAAUGCUUAUUAUUAACUUUUAUACAUGUAUAUCUUAUGUAAAGAAAUAAUCUUCAAGUGCAAUAGAAAAUUAGAAGAUAAUUUGAUAUUUUAAACUUAUAUGGAAGGAUUUUUUCAGGGGUGCCAUUUUUUUACUUGCCUUAGGUGCUCAUCAUGAUCUUGCCAACGUGAAUUAAUCCAGAGGCAUGAGCAUGGAAUCACAUCUGUAUUUACUGGUGCUCCGAAACGGGACACCAUGGCUUUUAUUUACAUCCUAAAUGUAGGUAAAAAAAUUGUCAGCUCUCAGUAACAUCGUCUGAUGAAACGCUAAUGGACACAAACAUUAAAGUGAGUGCAUUUAAUACUUGUUGCUUUUCAGUCAUACAUUAUUGAACCGGAUGCCACUGAUGAUUAUGGGAAUUGUGGAGGUAAUACAAUUAAAAUGAAAGAGCUCUAGUUCUAAAUAGUGUUUUAUUAAUCUCUCUACAACCGUGGAGUAUCUGUUCCUGGCUUAUAAUAGGAGAUAGGAGUUAUUAUAUGCUCCGCACCACAUGGGACCAGGAGUCUCUUUUUCUCGCAUACUUUAAAUAGACAGACUUAGAGGAGUUUUGAGCCACAGGAGAGAGGAGAGAGGGUCCAUUAAUCAAAAUAAAAACUUUGUCUUCUAUCUAAUCCUCUCUCUAAUGCAUGGUGCUAAGUAAAUGAUCUAAGGUGCUAACCAUAGUGCUGUAAUAACACCACUUUGCUGAAAUAUUCUGUUGUUCAUAGUGCAUGCUUGCUUGGAUAAAAUAAACAAAUAUAAUAUAUUGCCAUAGCUUCCAUAAUGCACUAUAAUGCUAAAACCCCACCCCAAACAAAGUAGUUCCCUCAUGUUGUUCAAUGCUGCAGAUACCAACAUGCUUCUUCUGAUUGAACAUAUUCUAGAAUUAACUAUAAAAAUGAAAAGAAUACUCCUUUUGUAUCCAGUAUAAAUCACAGGGUUUGAAGUAUUUUUUUUAGGCAUAACAUUUUGCUCUGUACAAAGCCCCCCCUCAGUUGUAUGUAAUAUUUUUUUACAAACACAACUAGUGAAAAUAGUCUUGAUUAAAUAAAGUUGCUUUGUUUAGCUGGACACAAGUGUGUAUACUUGUUCAAAGCUUGCUGUAUACAGUGGACCCCCUCUUGAUAAUUUAAUGUUAUUUAAUGUUGUUAACGUUCUGUUGGUUAAAGCAAUACUACUCUUUCUGACAACUUUAUAUAUCAGUUUGCCCAACUGGUUUUGGAGUUUAUAGAUGUUUUAUGUGUAAAUUUGGGGCUCCAGAGAACAAAUUUAUUGCAAUGUUAAUUAUCUUUUAUUUUUUUAUUUUUUUGUUAUUUUGCUUUAUGUUGUUUUUUCCUCUAUGAUAAUCAACCAUGUACUGUAUCAGGACUCUGCUUUAAUAUAACUUGUGUUUUAAAGAAUUGUGCAAAUAUGUGAAAAGUGUUUCUUCUUUUUGUAAAUCUGUUGUAGACAAUAAAACGAGCUAAGAAUACCUCACAUUUUUACAUAAAGAUUUUCUGUUGCCGUUCUCAUGUAAUGCCUGUUUGGAAAUAUCUGCCAAAAACCGUUAGUCAUCAAAACUCUGAACUAUGGUGCCAACAUCCUUUAUCUGUCUACUGUUUAUAAAUUGUCCAGUGUCCAUUUGUUCAAUAAAUACAAUCAAUUUGA